AAGCUAUUGUCAUGUGUUCCUUCACACAGUUCUCAUUAUAUUACAGCUUUUGCGGUCCCAGGGUCGCUACUGCGGCCAACGACACCUCCGAGCAAAGCUUUGUGUCCGGCGCUCCUGAAAUAGUUUGAGAAGAUACAAUGACGAUACUUGAUAAUAGCCAGGGCAACGGCGGGAGCAAUGACGAAGAAGUUGGUAGGACGCUCCUGCAGCUGCCCAAUUCGGUCCUAACAUCGAUCCUGGAAAGCCUGGCGGCUAUGUGCAAUCCUGGUCAAGUCAUGAAGCUCGCAUUGGCAUGCCGUACAUUACUUCGCGCGAUUUCGGAAGCUGAGGGCUUCUGGGAGCGCAUGUGCAUCAGCCAUGGCUGGAGCCGCCCUGCAACCCGGCCCCGCGCCUCUGGCACCUCUGCUCGGGAUUUGGACUGGCGUUGGUUCCGUUACUACUCGGCGCGCAUGACCAGUCGGCGCAACGUAAGGCGCUUCUUCAAGCUCUACAUCCCCUUCCUCUCCCGCCCCAGCAGCAUGGCGCUCAUGCCGGGCGCCUCCCCCGCGCAGCUGUCCGCCUGCGAGGCCCGGCUGGGCGCCCUGCUGCCGUGGGAGCUGUGGGAGCUGCUGCGCUUCCGAGGGGGGCAGGCGGCGGGGCCGGGGGUGGCCUUCCUGGAUGACAUGCGGCUGCUGGGUGUCGAGGAGCUGCUCCCCGAGCGGCCCCCAGGCCUAGCGGAUCUGAGGCAGCGGCUGGGGCUGCUGGGGGCGCCACCCAGGGCGCAGGACAUGGCGGCGCCAGGGGAGCAGGAGCAGGGUGGUGGUGGCGGUGGCAACGCUGCGGUUACUCCUGGAGUUGCGGCACCCCCUGCGGGUGCUGCUGCGAGCGCUGCUCCUGUCGAUCCUGCUGCUCCUGAGGAAGAGGAGGUGGCAGUGGCGGUGGCCUCCAACCCCUCGGGUUCGCGGCGGCUGCUGGUGGCACUGAGCGGGGGACAUGUGUAUCUGGCAAGAGGGCUCUCCCUGGCAUCCUUUGCACCCGGAGUGGCAGCAAUGCUGCAGAAGAUUCUUACGUAAGGUCGGCAGCAUUACAAGUGAUAAGAGGGUUGAAGGAAGUUAAGAAGGCCAGUACAGUUGAGUUGUACUCGCGUGCGUUGAGAUUGUGCAGAUGCAUCAAGAGGGGUCCAGGUACUGGUGGUGUUGAAAAACACCGAUUUCAUAUUUAUUGCGUGACAAUAAUGAUGAGCGCUUAGGCCGAAGUGAACUUGGUGACGGCCUUGGUGCCCUCAGACACGGCAUGCUUGGCGAGUUCGCCGGGCAGAACCAGGCGGACGGCCGUCUGAAUUUCGCGGGAAGUCAGCGUGGGCUUCUUGUUGUACUUGCUGAGCUUGCUGGCCUCGGUGGCAAUGCGGUCGAAGAGGUCCGUCACCAGAGAUGUCAUGAUUGACAUGGCCUUGCUGCUGAUGCCGGUGUCAGGGUGGACCUGCUUCAGCACCUUGUAGAUGUAGAGCUUGUAGGUCUCCGCCUUCGACACCUUCACCUUCUUCUUGGCCUUCUC
Messenger RNA from Astrephomene gubernaculifera, 1533 nucleotides. NCBI's taxonomy places the organism in Eukaryota, Viridiplantae, Chlorophyta, Chlorophyceae, Chlamydomonadales, Astrephomenaceae. The record is from the annotation of a GenBank genome assembly.